UCACUUCACCUUCUCCCCUUCCCAAACAAGAUUUCCUUUCAUGGCGUCCUCUUCACCCCUUCACUUUUAUAUGCCGUUUCAACCUCCUUCAACUUCCUACACCGCCAACCACCUUCCGGCUGUCUCUCUAAACCUCCGUCCACUGUCGUCCCGUUGCUCCGUCGUUUGCUGUGCUCGCCGUCGUAGCAGCGCUUCCUCCAGCAAAAAGAAGCAAGGCUUGCGUCGAAAUAUCAUUGGCAAGGAAGAAGAUAUCGAAGAAGAUGCAUUUGAAGCACUUUUCAAGCAGCUAGAGGAAGAUCUUAAAAACGAUGGCUUAUCAUUUGAUGAUGAUGAUGACGAGAUAACUGAGGAAGAUAUUAUAAAACUUGAACGUGAGUUAGAGGAAGCACUUGCUGACGAUGAGUUAGUGGGUUUGUUUGACGAUAUCGAGGAAGAGAUAAUUGAUGUCGGAGUUAAAGACAAGAAGGUGAUCAAUAAAAAAGGUACAACAGUGAAUGAAGUAAUCGAGAAAGAAUUUGAAAUCAGUAACGUAGAACUAGAGAAAGAGAAGAACAAAGAUGAAGAUGAAGACGAAGAGGGAGAUGACAUUGAAGAUGAUGACGGAGACGAAGACGAAGACGAAGAUGAAGGACCGCUGGAACUCAAAAGGUGGCAGCUUCGCAGACUGGCUUAUGCACUUAAAGAGGGACGCCGUAAGACUAAUAUCAAGAAUCUGGCUGCAGACUUAUGCCUUGAUAGAGCUAUCGUUCUUGAUUUACUCCGUGACCCCCCUCCAGAUCUUCUUAUGUUAAGUGCUUCAUUACCCGAUAAAGCCGAAUCAAGGAUAUUAGAACCCGUAAUCAAACCCGAGGAUGCUAUUCUAUUGGCAAGUGAAAGAGAUGCAAUCAAAGCCAAGCCCACCAACACAGAAGUCCCGAUUCAUCAAAUGCAAAAUAGCUGGUCUGCUAAAAAGAGAUUGAAGAAAGUGCAUGUUGAAACACUUGAGCAAGUUUAUAGACGAUCAAAGCGUCCCACUAAUGCCAUGAUUAGCAACAUUGUGCAUGUGACAAAAUUACCUCGCAAGAAAGUUCUAAAAUGGUUUGAAGAUAAGCGUGGUGAAGAUGGUGUUCCUGAUCAUCGCGUACCAUAUCAACGGGACAUGGAAUCUGAAAACAAGUCAGAGAUUAGCAAUGGCGAUGAUGCUACUGAGGUUAAAAAGAUCAUCUAGGAGGCUGGGCCUGGUGUAGGUUGACCACUGAAGAAGUGAGCCACUUGAAGAAAAAGAAGGUAAUAGUGAAGAAUAUCACAGUUUUGGUGGUGGUCGAGUGUGAGAAGGUGUGUUCGCUUGAAGCUAUCAUCGUCUUUUCUGACAAUGCGUCGUGGAGGGGAUCAAGGAAAAAUUCUAACACUGAUAUAUGAGUUUGGAAACCUACUUUUGUGAUGGGUCAAAAUAUGUGCGAUCGGGUCUAAAGUAUGUUUUAUUCUUAAGUAUUAUCAUUAUAUAUAUUUACAUUCGAUGGUGAUGCGCCUGUUAACCGACAUGUUGAAAGCGUUGCAUCAUUAUGGCAGGACAAGUUUGUUAUUGUUGUUGACGUACAAACAUGUAUUUGAACGUUGGUUGGGCAAACGGAAAAUAUUGAAGGUUUAUUGUGAGGGGUAAUGGCGCGGCUGAAAGUGAUGUCUAAUAUAAGAUCAACUACAAAUUUAAGGUA
This is a messenger RNA of Helianthus annuus (common sunflower), 1691 nucleotides long. Its product is annotated as protein OVEREXPRESSOR OF CATIONIC PEROXIDASE 3. The record is from RefSeq and is a predicted model, not a curated record. Gene Ontology annotation, cellular component: nucleus. Gene Ontology annotation, biological process: regulation of transcription by RNA polymerase II. Gene Ontology annotation, molecular function: DNA binding; DNA-binding transcription factor activity, RNA polymerase II-specific. Bases 41 to 1207 code for a protein of 388 amino acids. NCBI's taxonomy places the organism in Eukaryota, Viridiplantae, Streptophyta, Magnoliopsida, Asterales, Asteraceae. The transcript has 5 exons.